Scophthalmus maximus (turbot) is the source of this 7347-nucleotide messenger RNA. RefSeq names its product E3 ubiquitin-protein ligase RBBP6. Gene Ontology annotation, cellular component: nucleus. Gene Ontology annotation, molecular function: nucleic acid binding; ubiquitin protein ligase activity; zinc ion binding. Gene Ontology annotation, biological process: protein ubiquitination; ubiquitin-dependent protein catabolic process; mRNA processing. The transcript is spliced from 20 exons. The coding region runs from base 1032 to 6290 and encodes 1752 amino acids. The record is from RefSeq and is a predicted model, not a curated record. NCBI's taxonomy places the organism in Eukaryota, Metazoa, Chordata, Actinopteri, Pleuronectiformes, Scophthalmidae.
GGUUCCGUCCUGCGCCAUUUUGAUGAAACAGCGAGGGGACGAGCAGCCCUCGAUCACCGAGAAGGAUUUUACGGAUUUAACUUGGAAGAUUCCCCCGGAUACACAUCUUUAGAUGUUCCACCGUGGAGAUGGACGCGAACAGAAGAGGAACAUUCGUGUGUUGACGCCCUAACUGAUGGAUUUUGAGAGAUUGUUCGACGGCUAACUUUGUUAGCAUUUUUAGCAUAGCAAGUGUUGAGCAAUGGACGUUAGCUAUUGUUAGCGUUGAGGCAGCGUUAGCUAAUCGCGAGGUGUAGCAUGUUAGCCUUGGCGUUAGCUUAGUCGCCGUUCGAACAUUUCAGCGGUAGAUUGCGGCUCCAGCCAUUAUCCUUUGAAGUUUAACGGACUUUUCGCGCGGUUUUUGAGGACUUUUUUUUGUUUGUUGCUGUGGCCUCCGUAGCGUUGGUUUGACUUUGAUAAAUAAGGAACUGUUCCAUGAAAGGCAUAACAUUACCACCAGGACUGCCGCGGAGGGAAGCCCAGGCCCACUGCUAGCUUCACUCGCGGGCUUGCAGCGUGGCGGCCCGGGCUUUCCACCAGGGACAUUUCACGACGGACUUGGGCCUCACUUAAAUCCCUUUCAGAGAAUAUUUGCCUCCCGCCACGUGGACUCUGUUGGAUUCGAUCGCACCCCGUCGUGUUUUAUCGGACUUGAAAGAACUUCCGGAGGCUCGCGGCGCCGCUUAACGGGGCUCUGGCCUCGCACCCUCCACUAUUUUUCUCCGGCGGUCAGAAGGACUCUGUCGCUGCUCUGCGACACGACCCCUUCCUCAUUUGAUUCCUCUCUUUGUCCACAGUGUUUCAGCGAAUAUAUAUAUAUAUAUAAAAAAGAAGGUUCACCCAUUAAACGUCACCAGAUUUAGCCUCCUGUGUUCAGUGUUGACGCUGUUGCCUUUUGUUAUCAUACCAGGCCUGUGUUUUUUUUUUUUUUCUCCUCCUCCUUUUUUCUCCCCCCUUGUGCUUGAUUGACUGAAGUGCUUAGACCUGUAAACAUGUCGUGUGUUCACUAUAAGUUUUCUUCCAAACUGGACUACAACACAGUCACUUUCGAUGGGCUGCACAUCACCCUGAACGAGCUCAAGCGGCAGAUCAUGGGCCGGGAGCGGCUCAAGGCCACGGACUGCGACCUGCAGAUCACCAAUGCGCAGACUCGAGAAGAAUACACAGACGAUGAAGCCCACAUCCCCAAACACUCGUCCGUGAUUGUGCGCCGCACUCCGCUGGGUGGAGUCAAACCAGCUGGCAGGACGUUCAUUGUAGAUCGUUCUGACACAGCUGUGGUGGGAUCUUCCAGACCCACGGACUCUUCUCCUUCUAUGUCCCUCGCCCAACUCGCCAAGACUGCUAACCUGGUUGACGCAAAUGCAUCAGAGGAAGACAAGAUUAAAGCCAUGAUGUCUCAGUCCAACCAUGAAUAUGACCCGAUACAUUAUUCCAAGAAGGCAGUUGGACCUCCACCCGCUCACUAUACCUGCUAUCGAUGUGGAAAGGCUGGUCACUACAUUAGGCAGUGCCCCAUGCUGAUGGUCCAGGAUAAGAGUGUGGAGCAGCCGAAGCCAGUGAGGAUAAGUAAGGGCAUUCCUCAGAGCUUCAUGGUGAAAGCGGAGCCAGGCACCAAAGGAGCCAUGUUAACCAGCACAGGAGAAUAUGCAAUACCUGCAAUAGAUGCGGAAGCAUAUGCACAAGGAAAGAAGGAGCGCCCUCCCUUUGUUCCACAUGACCAGUCGUCAUCCGAGGACGAUACGGACCCAAUCCCCGAUGAACUCCUGUGUCCAGUCUGCAACGACCUGAUGACGGACGCCGUCGUUAUACCCUGCUGCGGAAACAGCUACUGCGACGACUGUAUACGGACGGCCUUGUUGGACUCAGAGGAGCACAUCUGCUUCACAUGCAAACAGUCAGACGUUUCCCCUGAUAAUCUCAUUGCCAACAAGUUUCUUCGACAGGCCGUGAACAACUUUAAGAAUGAAACGGGAUACACCAAACAUGCACGGAAAGCGGUCCAACAUGCAGCCCUGCCACCGCCGCGCCCUCAGUUGGCCCGACCUCUGCACUCAAGACAGCAGGACCCUCUGCUGGCUAAUGUUACUCACCCACCCCCUACAAGUGUACCCACCGCUGCACCUCCAGCACCGAUCCAGCCCCCUGCACCUACUCCCACUCCUCCCGCUGCUGCCGCUUCUUCUCCUCCCACUCCUCCUCAAGCGGCUGCUGUGGAAGAUCGAGAGGCUUCACCGGCCCCUGCACCCCUUGCCGACCACCAUUCUCCUAUGCACUCCACCAGCCAGGGUGAACCACCCCCGCCUGGUGAAACCGAUCCAGAACCCACUGUGAAACCAGUCUCAGAAGCCCCCUCAGAAAGACGAUCAGGGGGCUACCAUUUAACCGUUAUUGGCCAUCCGCCACCUCCAAGGCCGCCUCAUCCAUCAGGUCACCAGCUGCGGCCCCAACACUCUCACAGAGGGGGAGGCCGACACUGGGAGAGAUCCUUCAGAGGUAGAGGGGACCACCCCCCUGCCCACCUUCAUUCAGCGCCCCUUCCUGCACCUAUUCCUCCAGUAUUCCCAUCUCCGUCUCUGUACCCACCCCCACCACAGCCCUACCCCCCUCUGUACACCUCUGGCCCAGGCCUCAUCCCCCCUCCUCCACUUGGUUACCAGCCCCAGCCUCUUUAUGGCCAUGGACCACCAGGGCUCAACCCUCCUUGGGUUGCCCCUGGUACCCAGCCCCCUUUAGCCCAUCUUGCACCCUCCCUAUCUCAGCCGCCUCUCUCGAAGGAAGAUUUCUACAGACAGCGGCUCAGGCAGGAUGGACCUACAUCCAAACUGGAUGAAUUCACUAAAGACUUCCACAAAGAGCUCAUGAAGUACAGAAAUCCACCGAAGAGGCGAAGACCGUCUUAUUCAAGGUCCCGGUCAUACAGUCGCUCUCCAUUUAGCCGUUCUCCUUACUCUCGCUCCAGAUCAAGAUCCAGAACCCGGUCCAGGUCUUACUCUUAUUCCCCAAGCCGCUCCCGUUCCCGUUCGCGCUCCCAUGGCCGGUCUUAUCCCCGCUCCCCCUAUUCCAGACGCAAUGGACGCAGUUAUGGACGCUCACGGACAAGGUCCCGCUCCCGCUCAAGGUCGUAUGGGUAUCGUCGGUCCGGCUCACCUCGGUCUCCUCCUGCCUUUCGGCCCGGAGGCUGGGAGGGACCUGAAGGAGCAGGACCCUUCAGGUCUAGGUCACGCUCCCCUGGUGCCUUCCGCAACCGGAGCCCUGGUGGACGGAAGCCCCCUCCUCGGGAGCUACCGCCAUAUGAACUAAAAGGACUAAGUCCUGGAGGCCAUGAGCGCUGGGAGAGGGAAAGGUAUCGACUGUGGGAAAAGGAGUACACCGACUGGUACAACAAAUACUACAAAGACUAUGACAACCAACAUCCGUCACUACAUCACAGAGGUCGUGGCAGCAGAGACAGGGAGCGAGAUAGAAUGUCCCCAUUACACAGAGAUUACUCCCCUCAGGGAAGAGGAAGAAGAGGCAGAGAAGAGAGGGGUGCUCCCUCUCACCAUCCCCCAUCCUCUUCCUCAUCGGGGAACAAGUCCAGUUCUAAAGUCCUUAAAACAAAGAAAUUAAAAAAGAAGAAGAACGGGGAUGAACCCGAGCCAUCGCAUCAGUCUGACAGAGGCGAUGCUACUCCUGUCAGAGAUGAACCCAUGGACGAAAUCCCCUCGCUCACUAAAACGCCUCCCACCUCCUCAAAACCUCCAUCUGUUGCCGGAGCUGCUAAAUCUCCAGCUUCAAAAAGUGCUGCUGCACCUACUAAGCCCCCGACCAAGGCCACGUCAAAGACCACAUCGCAGUCUGACAAAACGAAGAAAGAUAAGGGUCAGAAGGUCAAAGCCAAAGUGAGGACGGAGGCUGUGAAGCCAAAGAGCGAAAAGGUGAAGAAAAAGACGGAAGGAGUGGUCGUCAAAAAGAGAGACUCCUCAUCCUCCUCCUCCUCUGCCGCUAAAUCGUUAAAGCCGGUCAAAGCCAAGCCAGAAGAUGCUGUGAACUCAACAACCCCUAAAAAGGAAAAGAGUAAAAGCUCUGCAGUGAGGCCUCCCCUGCUUAAGACCCCUCCCCUGUCCUCCCAGAGCCUGCCUCUACCUCAUCCUUCGCUUCACGACAGCCAUCGACUCAGCCACGAUAUGCGAGGGAGAAGAGAUCUCCCGCUGAGUGGUGGUCCCUUUCACAUGGCUCAUCAACAUCAACAUCAACUCCCGCUCCUCCAUCGACCUCUCUCCCCGGUGGACAGUCGGAGGAGGAUGGGAGAGGAGGGCCGCUCUUUACUCGGACCUCCUCCUGGAAAGCUUCGGAGGAUAGAUGGGCUUGGGUCUCACCAGCCCCCUCUCCACAGACUCCCACUCUCCUCAGACAGACCCGGUCUUCUUCCCAUACCAGGGAGCCGCGAGAUGGGCCGAGGAGACGCCGAUCGAGGAACCAUCAGGCCUCUAAUGGACCUACCGAUGCCACUUGCCCAGAGGAGGAUCAAGUUGAACAGGGAUCUGGGGAGAAGGGGCAGCACUGAGACGGCUGUUUUAGACCGAGCGCCAAUGGGUCCUGAGAAGACGGCGUCCACCUCAGACCGGUCGGCCGCCUCUAACAUUUCUGACGGAGACAGAUCCAGCUGUACAACAGAAAGCGCCGGGAGAAAGGAGCGGUCUGCAUCUGCGGAGAGGAGAGCAGCGUUUAGAGAAAGACCCGGGAGUGCCGGAGAGAGACCGCAGGCCUCUGACCGAGAGCAGGACAGACCCUCAGGACUGGACAGAGAGCGAGACAGAGCUUCUGGGUCAGACAGGGACCGAGGUCUUGGUUCAGACCGAGAGAGGGACAGGGCCUCGGGGUCUAGCUCACAAAAAGUAGCAGUUACAGAGAGGGACGCUGAUGGAGAGAGGUCAGUGCGGACUGAACGAAAGAGCUCCAUUGGUGGAGGAGGAGGAGGGAGGUCCGUCUGUCUCGAUAAAGUGACCAUUGGCGAGAAAUCAGCUGUGACCAGGACACCGACAGACCACCAGGAGAAACCAAGCGUGUCCUCCAAGGAGAGAGGUGAAGGUUCAGAGAGAGCUGCUAAAUCUGACAGGAGUGUGUCCAAAGACAGAACAGAGAGGAGUGCAACAGAGAGGAGUGCAACAGAGAGGAGUGUCCCCUCGGAAGAGAAACCAGCUGCAGCAGCGAAAGAAGCAGUGAAAGAUGGUGAGUGCUCGGUUGUGAAGAGCAAACCCAAGAUCAGCCGAAAGGUUCUGGCGAGCCACAGCUCGACGAGCUCCACCAGGUCAUCAGAGCCAAAGCGAAGCUCAGAGAAAGACCAGAAGAGCGUUCCUUCUAAACCUGCAGAGCUGCCACCGUCCAGCCCCGUGAUCAGCCGCGGCCGCAGCCCAAGUGUCAGCCCGGUGGCCAGCCUCGUCAGGGAGGAGCCACUCAUUCAGCCACCUCCUCGCUCCAAGUGGGAGAGAGAGGAUGACGAAGAGGGGCAGGAAAAUGGAGUGAGUGCACCCAAGGAGCCCUCACCCCUGCCUCAGAGGACCCGAGGAAGAGAGGGGCCGACUGAGGCACCUAAACCUGUCAAGAGCGAAGGCCGGGAUUCCUCAAGGGAGGAGAAAAGAGGAGGAGGAGGAGGAGGAGGAGGAGUAGUAGUGAGGGAGGAGAAGAAAAUGAGAGCACCAAGGGAAGAGGGAAAGGUUGGCAGGGGGGCACCGGCAAAUUCUGACAAACCAACCAAAACAAAAAUGGUGAGGGAGGAAGGGAGAGCGGUGAGAGAGGAAGGGAGAUCUGCAGCGAGAGAGGAGGCGAGAGGAGUGACAGGGAAGGAGGAGAGAGGUGGAGGAUGCCGAGAUGAGAGUCGUGGCCCGGAGCCCAGGAGACAACGGCUGUGUUCUGACCUGGGCCGGGAGACGGACGAGGCCGCGUUCGUGCCAGACUACAGCGAAGGCGAAGGCUCCGAGCCGGAGAGAGGAAGGAGCGGCAGCGGCAGCCCGUCCGCCAGCCAGGCUUCCGGCAGCCCCACCCAGAGCAACCCCAGCGACUCGGCAACCGCCGCCGACAAGAAGAAGAAGAAACACAAGAAACAUAAGAAACACAAGAAGCACAAGAAGCACAGCAGUCAGGAAAAGGGAGAACAUAAGGAUCACAAGCACAAGCACAAGAAAAAGAAACACAAAAAGAACAAAGACAAGGAUGCGGAGGAAGAGGAGGAGAAGACGGAGAAAGUGGAAGAGGAGGCUCCGUGCUAACGGGGCGAAGCAAAGUCCGCUGGACAAGAUUUGAAAACCUCCUCCUGAAUAAGGAGCGUAGGACUUUGUCCAUGGCACUGAUGGAGGGGCUUUGUCUCUUUGUCCCUGCAGCUUUCCAAACCUCCACGGCUCUUUGUUGUGUCUGGACUGCUGCAGCAAGAGGCACUGCUCAGGCUUCUGUAAUGUUUUUUUUUACGGGAACCUCUGUGGUGACCCUGGGUCAAAAUAAAAAACCCAGGAGCGAUUUUGUGCUGCACUAUUGUGAUCAACCAACCAGAGGACGUGGUGAUGAUGGUAAUGACCGAUCACACUGCAGUGAAUCUAAAUUAAAGGAGUAACAAACUGUACUCAGGGAUGUGAUUGCCUCUUUGCGGAGGAGGAAUUGUCGUUUCUCUGCCUCCGAUUAAUUUGUAAAUAGAGAUUAAUUGUUGCUUCACAUAAUAAUUUUUCCUCCCGUUUGUUUUGCGCACCGCCCAGUACUGCUCAAGGCUUGAAUACUGGAGAACCUUCAGUGUGACGCUGUUGUAAGCUCUUUUUGAUGAACCGCACUAGCAGUUUGCAUGUUUUAGCACAUUAACCUGAGUACAAACUGUAAACCUUCCUUUACUGCUAACCACUUUCAAUGUUGGUUCAUCUCUUUAUUUGUGCAACAAUAUUCUUUUCAGUCAUUUCAUUCUCGGAUAUCUUAAGAAAUGUUCCUACCACACUUGACAUCUAUCUGGGGGAUUGUGAAACUCUUGGUUAGCAGUAAAGUAUGUAUGUGAUUUAAUGGGCUAACAUUUGCAAAAUUCACCAGUAUUUUUUCUUUAACUUAAAGCAGACCUCGACGCGUUCGUGCUUCACUGGAUUGUGUAAAUCUAGGGUGUGUUAUUAUGUAAAAUCAGUCUGCAUGUUUUAUGUUCCAGAGGUGCAGUAGCUGUCUUAUCACGUUAAUGUGAGCGAGUGAAUGUGUGAUGGUUUGAAAGUGAAUCGGGAGAAACUGGGGGACUGAUGUUCUUAUAAAUGAGUUGUUCCUUCUUUUUUUUUUAAUAAAAAAGUUUUGACUUGAUGAAAACUA